Molecule: messenger RNA, 1056 nt
Organism: Mya arenaria
Lineage: Eukaryota; Metazoa; Mollusca; Bivalvia; Myida; Myidae
Exons: 6
Coding region: 1-1056 (351 amino acids)
Cellular component (GO): nucleus
Molecular function (GO): DNA binding
Source: RefSeq, a predicted model, not a curated record
AUGGACUCUGCACGGAUAGCCAUGUCGACUCAAGAAGUCAUAGACCAGUUCUAUGACUUAUUAUCGAAUGUUCUGCAAGAGAAUGGCCUCUUGAAUAAAGCAGAAAGGAUCUUCAAUUGCGAUGAGAUCGGCUGGAUGGGCAAGGAAAAAAACGCCGUUAAGGUCUUGGGGCCAAAACAGGGCCAUGUCUUCCGGAAGAAAAUGUCAGGAAGCGGGCAUAUUACCGCCCAGAUAUGUGCCUCCGCGGAUGGGAGAAUUUUCCCGACAUUGAUGAUCUUUCCGGGCAGCAUACCACAUCGAACAAUAGAGGGAGUGCCGGAGUCGUGGUUGUUCACCUCCAGCGAAUCGGGUUAUAUAAAUACAAACAUAUUUCACCAGUGGUUGAUGCAAAUAUUCAUUCCCAAUUGCGGUAAAGAUAGACCUGUUUUGCUGUUGAUGGACAACCACGAUAGUCAUGUGUCCAUCAGCACAUUGGAUGCGGCCAUAGCAAAUGGGGUCAUCCUAGUUAGCCUUCCAGGUCACACCACCCAUUUACUUCAGCCUCUUGAGGUGAAGGUAUUUGGACCUUUGAAGGCCAGAGUCACAAAGAUUAUGGCAAAUCUUGGACAAAUGAAUUCUUCAUGCUACGUGGGAAACCACAAGUUCCCUGCAAUCCUGCGACACGCCAUAGACAAGGCAACGCCGGAUUCGGUCCAGAGGGCAUUCCAAGUUACUGGUAUUUGCCCUCUGAACAGUGCAGCAGUCCAUCCUAGCCAAAUCAUCCAGGCGACAUUUGUCGAAAGGCAAAAACCUGAUGCAAGAGGAAUCAUUCCUCAACGACUUGCAGACAUUCUUGCGCCAACCCUAGUGCAGUCGCUCGAGGCAAAAAAGGCAUCCUCAAGGAAGAGGGUGGAGCGAGGAAGAUUGUUGAGUAGCAACGAGGUGCUACAGGAGCUGAAAGAAAAAGAACGCCAGGAACAGGAGAAAAGUGAUGCUAUGGAACUAAGAAAGAAAGAGGCGGAAAGAAAACGAUCUGACCGUUUGGUCGUGGCCGAACAGAAAAAGCUGCCGCGAUGA